AUGGAAUGCCCGUCUGAUGAGGUACCCGAUGAGAAAGGAGAGAAGAGUCAAACUGAAGUGGAGGACAUAUCCCGGAAGAACGGCGCCGGUGAGAUCUCCGAGCUUGCAGUGGUCGUGGAUGGCGAAGACAGAACAACCUGGUUCGUAUGGCUUCUCGUCUGCUGUACCAGCAUUUCGGGACUCUUGUUCGGCUAUGAUACCGGUGUAAUUUCUGGUGCUCUUGUGACCAUUGGGUCGGACCUGGGGCCUGCAGCAUUGUCAUCGGGACAGAAGGAACUUAUUACUUCGUCGACCACAUUGGGGGCACUGAUUGGCGGUCUUCUUGCAGGGAUACUGUCUGACUAUGUCGGUCGCCGACCUGUCCUGGCAGUAGCAGACGUUAUCUUUAUCGGCGGAGCUAUUGGACAAGCCGUCUGCCACACUGUAUGGUCUAUGAUUGGUGGCAGGUUUCUCAUUGGCUUCGGAGUUGGCCUCGCGUCUUGCGUCGCGCCACUCUACAUCCAGGAGCUCUCGCCUACCCGCCUGCGCGGGCGUAUGGUGGUACUUAACGUUGUUGCUAUCACCGGUGGACAAGUCAUCGCGUAUGGGAUCGACGCUGCAUUCGAAAACAUGCAUGGCGGUUGGCGGUGGAUGGUCGGGCUCGGCGCAGUCCCUGCCGCCGUUCAGUUCGUGUCCCUUUUCUUCCUGCCAGAGUCGCCGCGUAUCCUCGUUCUGCGCGGUAAAUAUGGCGCCGCGCACGUGGUUAUGUCCAGAAUCUACCCUUUCGCAAGCGCAGAGCAAGUCGAUCUGAAGGUGAAAGUGCUAGUCUCGGCUGUCAAGCAGAGCGUGGAGAUCACCAAAUCGACGAGUUUUUUGCAACGUUUCGCGUCUAUAGUCGUGAACCCAAUCAACCGUCGCGCCCUCAUCAUCGGCUGUGGUUUGCAAGCAUUUCAACAACUCUGCGGGUUUAACACUCUGAUGUAUUACAGUGCCACUCUGUUCAAAGAGAUAGGCUUUAAUCAGCCGACGGCCGUUGGCUUGAUAGUAUCGGGCACCAACUUCAUCUUCACACUGAUCGCGCUGAAGUACAUCGACAUCAUAGGCAGGCGGAAGAUCAUGAUCUUCUCUGCUCCCGGCAUGAUCUUUGGGCUUGUUCUCGCGAGUAUCUCGUUCCACUACCUCACAAUUAAAACGGGCGGCAAUCUCGUUGAUGGAACGCACUACCCGAGAGUGUGGGCUGCGCUGGUCUUACUGUCUAUGAUAUUCUACGUAGCGUCGUACGCGACUGGCCUCGGCAAUGUCCCCUGGCAGCAGGGCGAGCUUUUCGGUUUGGACGUUCGUGGCAUCGGCACAUCGCUCGCCACGACGACCAACUGGGCCGGUAACCUGCUCAUUGGUUCGACGUACCUUUCGCUCAUGGACAAGAUCACGCCGGCCGGCGCGUUCGGUUUCUACGCGGGGCUGUGCCUGCUGGGCUGGCUGUUCUGUCUAUUCUGCUUCCCAGAGACGGCAGGUCUGGGCUUGGAGGAGGUGCAGAUAAUCUUCCGGAACGGGUUCGGUGUCCGCGAGAGCGAGCGACUGCGCAGGGAGAAGCGGGCGAUCAUGCAGAGCGAGAAGGUGCAGAAGGUGUGA
Messenger RNA from Sparassis crispa, 1611 nucleotides. RefSeq names its product Myo-inositol transporter 1. Gene Ontology annotation, molecular function: myo-inositol:proton symporter activity. Bases 1 to 1611 code for a protein of 536 amino acids. Gene Ontology annotation, cellular component: membrane. The transcript is spliced from 12 exons. Gene Ontology annotation, biological process: transmembrane transport. The record is from RefSeq and is a predicted model, not a curated record. NCBI's taxonomy places the organism in Eukaryota, Fungi, Basidiomycota, Agaricomycetes, Polyporales, Sparassidaceae.